Syngnathus typhle (broad-nosed pipefish) is the source of this 1417-nucleotide messenger RNA. RefSeq names its product nucleoporin 43 (gene nup43). The record is from RefSeq and is a predicted model, not a curated record. The transcript has 8 exons. Lineage: Eukaryota; Metazoa; Chordata; Actinopteri; Syngnathiformes; Syngnathidae. Gene Ontology annotation, cellular component: nuclear pore outer ring. Gene Ontology annotation, molecular function: protein binding. Bases 141 to 1256 code for a protein of 371 amino acids.
AGUUUGUCCUAAUGGAUGUCCCGUAGCGUAAUGUUCAUUGAAGCGGUUGAGGCUAAUGUGUUUGACGUUGAAAGCUAAAGCUAACUACAGUAAACGUGCAUUUUGCAAAAAAAAAAAGAAAACCUAACUACUCUGCUCUAAUGGAAAGUAGUAAUGCAAAAUACGUCUCUCAGAAAAUCAGUAAAGUCAGAUGGCGACCUGUAUCACGUUCGUCUCUUCAGCAACCCGAAAUCUUUGCGACUGGCUCUUGGGAUAACGAGCACAACACAGUUUCUAUUUGGACUAUUGGAAAUAAUGGAUUUUCUUCUAUGGAAGAGGGAGUCGACAUAGACCCAAAGCUACUGUGUGAACAUAAGCAUGAGGGAGAUGUUCUUGAUCUUCAAUUUCUAGACCAAGACAGAUUCAUCACAGCAUCAUCAACCGGAGGCGUUACCAUAUUCCGCUACAACCAUAACAAUCAGGUACUAUCCGUUUUACGCCAGUGGGCAGAAGCACAUCAUUACCCUUGCAACAAUGCCCCGUGUACUAGUGUGGCGUGCAGCAGCCCCGAGAUUGUUUCUGUAGGUGAAGACGGCAGGAUUAUUGUCUACAGAGCUGACCAGGAAGCAAUCAGUCGUAUCAUAGAGAAUGCAGAUAGCAGCACAAUUCAUGCUGUGACUUACUUGAGAACAACUGAGAUCCUGACGGUCAAUUCCAUCGGCCAACUCAAGAUGUGGGAUUUCAGGCAACAGAGCAACUCCCCAUCGCAGAUUUUUUCCAUGUCAGGAGAUCUAGUCCCCCUGAACUGUGUGGACACACAUCCAAACCAGCAGCACAUUGUGGCCACGGGAGGCCAGAAUGGAAUGCUCUAUGUUUGGGAUGUCAGGCAAAGCAACACGCCUUUGUCACUCAUGGAGGCGCACUCGGCUGAAAUGUGGGAAGUCCAUUUCCAUCCAAUGAACCCUGAUCAUCUGUUCACGUGCUCAGAGGACGGAUCACUGCUUCACUGGGAGACAUCAGCUUCAGACAUGCCAACCUUCUUGCAAGGUGCUAGAAACAACAGCAUUGUGUCGCGCAGUGCGACGGCCCCAGCUGGGGGCAACCAGUCCCUCAUUGACGCAUGGCUCAGCGGAGACUCAAGUAAAGGGCGUCUGGAGACAACUCACAUGCUGCCCAGCCAAACGCUGUCCGUCAACAGUUUGGAUGUACUUGGACAGUGUCUCGUGUGCGGGACUGAUGGAGAGGCUAUUUUUGUAAACAGACAGGUCCCAGUUUAGAGGCUUUGCAAAUCAGAUCAUGUUGAUGUUGAAUCACAAUGCAUAUUCAUUUGUAAAAUUCCGUGAUGCUUCCUGAAGUCUUUGUUAAUCAUUCCAAGCUGAAUAUUUUACAUAUUUUUGUAUAAAUGCCAAUUCAAUAAAUUUUGAACUGAAUAAAUCAA